Messenger RNA from Branchiostoma belcheri (Belcher's lancelet), 392 nucleotides. RefSeq names its product N-acetylated-alpha-linked acidic dipeptidase-like protein. The transcript has 4 exons. Gene Ontology annotation, molecular function: carboxypeptidase activity. The record is from RefSeq and is a predicted model, not a curated record. NCBI's taxonomy places the organism in Eukaryota, Metazoa, Chordata, Leptocardii, Amphioxiformes, Branchiostomatidae. Bases 66 to 392 code for a protein of 108 amino acids.
GUCGCAAGGUGGCGUUGCAUGUAUACACAAACACGACCAUACGCAGAGUCUACAAUGUCGUGGGCAUGAUCAAAGGCAGAGUUGAACCAGACCGUUACGUGAUGAUAGGGAACCAUUACGACUCCUGGGUCCAGGGAGCCAUUGAUGACACCAGCUCUACAGCCAUGAGUCUGGAGCUCACCAGGGUUUAUGGAGGACUUGUCAAAGAUGGUACAUGGCGGCCACGGAGGUCUGUAGUGUUCGCGGCCUGGGGAGCGGAAGAGUUCGCCUUAUUGGGAUCGCUUGAAUAUGUUGAACAAUUCACGGAUCUCAUCAAAGAGCGGAUGGUCGCCUAUAUCAACAUGGAUAUAGGAGUCGGUGGUGAGGCAUUUUGGAUUUACAUUGUACUUUGA